This is a messenger RNA of Iphiclides podalirius (scarce swallowtail), 399 nucleotides long. NCBI's taxonomy places the organism in Eukaryota, Metazoa, Arthropoda, Insecta, Lepidoptera, Papilionidae. The record is from the annotation of a GenBank genome assembly.
AUGGCCAUCACAUGCGUUCGAGGCGUAAUGCAAGUCGGCACCAUCGUCCGGCCUUCCGUCUGCUCAGCGGAGCGCGGCCAGCGGCGCGACGGGCAUAGGCCCGGGUUCGAUUACCUGCUGACGCCGUAUCCGAUGGCGGCCGCGAUCAUCUCGCAUGCAUCAAAGCGCGGCACGUCGCGGCGGCUCGCGGGAUAUUCUCAUCGGAGAUCGGGCGUGACGUCACCGCACACCUGCACCGAAGCUGGCAAAAGGGCAAUGUCGCUGAGCGGCGUCCACUGCGGUUUUGCAAGUCCGAACGCGCUCCGACCUCAAGGUCCUUUAUGCGGAUUACUUGCAAAGGAAAAAGAAGGAAGCAGGCCGCCCGUUACGUUCCAAGGCUGGUGCUCAUCAAUCUCCGCG